Sitophilus oryzae (rice weevil) is the source of this 1533-nucleotide messenger RNA. RefSeq names its product ubiquinone biosynthesis monooxygenase COQ6, mitochondrial (gene Coq6). Gene Ontology annotation, cellular component: mitochondrion. Gene Ontology annotation, biological process: ubiquinone biosynthetic process. Gene Ontology annotation, molecular function: 2-octaprenyl-6-methoxyphenol hydroxylase activity; oxidoreductase activity, acting on paired donors, with incorporation or reduction of molecular oxygen, NAD(P)H as one donor, and incorporation of one atom of oxygen; FAD binding. Bases 80 to 1450 code for a protein of 456 amino acids. The transcript is spliced from 10 exons. The record is from RefSeq and is a predicted model, not a curated record. NCBI's taxonomy places the organism in Eukaryota, Metazoa, Arthropoda, Insecta, Coleoptera, Curculionidae.
ACGGAAAAAGCACGUCGAAGCUUUUGUCAUAGAAAUGUCACGAAAAAUUUAGGUUAUAUUUACAUUUGAUAUUCCGAAAAUGUUAAUAAAGAAUUUAUUUAAAUCAAAAAACUCCAAACUUUUACAGGUAACGUUCCGUUUUUACUCGAAAGGAACAGUUUCCAAACAUUACGAUGUCGUUAUUGCCGGAGGGGGCAUGGUGGGAACAUCUCUGGCUUGUACCUUAGGUAAAAACACGAAACUGAGAGAAAAGAGAGUGUUGUUAUUAGAAGCAUGCCCAAAUAAAGCAUGGGGUAACCCUGAAAAAUACAGUAACAGAGUUGUUUCUAUCAACCCAUCGUCUCAGAAAUUAUUUAGUGAUCUUGGUGCUUGGAAAUUUAUUGAAAAACACAGGUUUGCGCCAGUAAAACAGCUACAGGUCUGGGAUGCACUUUCUGAUGCAUCUGUAACUUUUGGAAAUGCAGAAAGUCAAGAAAUAGUAUCAUAUAUAGUGGAGAAUGACUUAUUACUUGCUGCUCUGACUGAAGAAGUAAAAAACUGUGAUAAUGUAAACGUCCUUUAUAAUGCCAAAGUUACAAAAUAUGGUUUGCCUGAUUACGAAGGCAAUAUUGUCAACAUUACCCUUGAUAAUGGAGAUGAAUAUACGUGUGACUUACUGUUGGGAUGUGAUGGUGUUAAUUCAUCAGUACGGAAGUCAAUGCAAGCAGAUUAUGUUUCGUGGAGCUAUAAUCAAAUGGGUGUAGUAGCAACUCUUAAACUAAAGGAGUGCAUGAAAAACGAAAUCGCCUGGCAAAGGUUUCUGCCAAAUGGACCAGUGGCAUUACUUCCAUUGACAGAUGAACUGUCGUCUUUGGUUUGGUCUACAUCACCGGAAGAAGCAAGGAGACUGUUGAGUGUGACAGAAGAAGAAUUUGUAGAAGCAUUAAAUAAAGCUAUUUGGUCCAAAUAUUCUUCCUCUAUAAUAGUACAACAAGCCACCAGUAUUUUUGACACAUUUCUACGCGUCUUGAACUGUUCAAAGUCCGAAAAGAACAACGUUCCUCCCACGGUAAAAUCCAUAGAACCCAAUAGUAGAGCAGCAUUUCCCUUAGGAUUCGGUCAUUCCAGUCAGUAUAUAGGCAAAGGAGUCGCUCUAGUUGGAGAUGCAGCUCAUAGAGUGCACCCGUUGGCUGGCCAGGGAGUAAAUCUAGGUUUUGGAGAUGUAGCCUGUCUGAGUAAUACUUUAGGAGAAGCUGUUUACGAUGGUAGUACUAUAAAUGACCUGAGCUACCUGAGAAACUACGAAAAAGACAGACAAAGGCACAAUAUCGUUACCAUGGCUGGAAUCGAGGGUCUGCACAGGCUUUACAAUACGGACCUGACCCCCAUUGUCCUUCUGAGAAGUCUGGGCCUGCAGGCUACGCAAGCCCUGGAACCCCUCAAGAGAGCUAUUGUUUCCCAAGCUUCAUGAAAACGGUAUGAUGCUUUUUUCUGUUGAAUUGUAUUUUGAUAUGUUGUAAGUUAUAUAUCUAUAAAUAAAGGUAUUUAUCUUAA